AUGCAGAUGGAAGUAAACAAACCUCAAGAUGCAAUACUUGUGGCGCCACCUCAGAACCUUGCCACUUACAAACAUGCUAAUGCAACAAUAAUAGCUCUUGUUAGAAAUGCAGAGUCUGGUAAAUUAGGCCAGAGUAUAAAAAGAUUCCAAAAACUGUUUAAUGACAAAUUCAACUAUCCAUACACUUUUAUCAAUGAUCAGCCAUUUACCGAUAAGUUUAAAGAACGGAUAAAAAGAUACACAAAUGAUGCUCCUGUUGAGUUUGUUACAAUAAAUCCCAAGAAUUGGGACAAACCACAGUUUAUAGAUGAAGCCAAAGAAGCCAAGGAAAUGCAGAUUAUGCAUUCGCAUGAUGUAGCAUAUGCUCAAAAGGCCUCGUACCAUAACAUGUGUCGCUUUUACCUGGGUCUGUUUUACAAUUUACCUGAAUUGCAAAAAUACAAGUAUUAUUGGAGAAUAGAACCACAAGUUGAUUUUUACUCAGAUGUCACCUAUGACGUUUUCAAGUAUAUGGAAGCAACUGAAAAAAUAUACGGAUUCGUUAUAGGACUUUACGAUAUAGAAGAGACUGUAAAGUCUUUGUGGCCAGAAACAUUGAAAUAUUUAAACACGGGGGACAAUUAUAAAUACGUCAACGAAAACGGAAGUUUCCAAUGGUUGAUUGAGGAUCUCCAGAAUCCAGAAAGGAACAAAGUAGCCGGCGGCUAUUCAACAUGCCAUUUUUGGUCAAACUUUGAGAUUGGUGAUAUGGAUUUUUUUAGGAGUGAAGCUUACAAUAAUUGGUUUAAAUAUUUAGACUCUACUGGCGGAUUUUAUUACGAGAGAUGGGGCGAUGCACCUGUACAUUCAAUCGGGGUUAGUUUAUUUGCCGAUAAGUCAAAGAUUCAUUGGUUUAGAGAUUUGGGAUAUAGUCAUGACCCUUACUUUAAUUGUGCUAAUACGCCUUUUACAAAAGGAUGUAGUGUUGGCAAAUUCAGCAAAUAUGAACAUUUGAAUAAUCAUAAUUGUCUUAUGAACUGGUUGGAAUAUGACAAUAUCAAGGACGUUUACAAAGAAGAAGAAAAGAAGGAAAAGUGA
This is a messenger RNA of Lodderomyces oxycetoniae, 1077 nucleotides long. RefSeq names its product putative mannosyltransferase (gene KTR4). The coding region runs from base 1 to 1077 and encodes 358 amino acids. The record is from RefSeq and is a predicted model, not a curated record. Lineage: Eukaryota; Fungi; Ascomycota; Pichiomycetes; Serinales; Debaryomycetaceae. Gene Ontology annotation, cellular component: Golgi apparatus; membrane. The transcript has a single exon. Gene Ontology annotation, molecular function: alpha-1,2-mannosyltransferase activity. Gene Ontology annotation, biological process: protein N-linked glycosylation; protein O-linked glycosylation; cell wall mannoprotein biosynthetic process.